Molecule: messenger RNA, 2216 nt
Organism: Choloepus didactylus (southern two-toed sloth)
Lineage: Eukaryota; Metazoa; Chordata; Mammalia; Pilosa; Megalonychidae
Gene: TOR1A
Product: torsin family 1 member A
Exons: 5
Coding region: 165-1166 (333 amino acids)
Biological process (GO): nuclear membrane organization; protein localization to nucleus
Cellular component (GO): endoplasmic reticulum lumen; endoplasmic reticulum; nuclear envelope
Molecular function (GO): kinesin binding; ATP hydrolysis activity; ATP binding
Source: RefSeq, a predicted model, not a curated record
GGAAGGUACCUGCCACUAACAAAGAUGGCGGCUGCUGGCGGCUGUAGGAAGCCCGGCCCUCACAAAGAUGGCUGCUGGGGCGGGGAGGAACCGGAAGCGCGGCUCUGGAGGUAGCGCCCGACCGCGGUAAACGCGAGAACCGGCAGGGUGGUGCGGGUCCGGGCAUGAAGCUGGGCCGGGCCGCGCUGGGCCUGCUGCUGCUGGCGCCAUUGGUGGUGCGGGCAGUGGAGCCCAUCAGCCUAGGGCUGGCCUUGGCAGGCGUCCUCACCGGCUACAUCUCCUACCCGCGCCUCUAUUGCCUCUUCGCCGAGUGCUGCGGCCAGAAGCGGAGCCUCAGCCGGGAAGCAUUGCAGAAGGAUCUGGACGACAAGCUCUUUGGACAGCAUCUUGCAAAGAAAGUCAUCUUAAAUGCUGUGUCUGGAUUCAUAAGCAACCCAAAGCCCAAGAAACCUCUCACCCUCUCCCUACAUGGAUGGACUGGCACUGGCAAAAAUUUCGUCAGCAAAAUCAUCGCUGAGAAUAUUUACGAGGGUGGUCUGAACAGUGACUAUGUCCACCUGUUUGUGUCCACUCUGCACUUUCCACAUGCAUCGAACAUCACCGUGUAUAAGGAUCAGUUACAGUUGUGGAUUCGAGGCAAUGUGAGUGCCUGUGCGAGAUCCAUCUUCAUAUUUGAUGAAAUGGAUAAAAUGCAUGCUGGCCUCAUAGAUGCCAUCAAACCUUUCCUAGACUAUUACGACCUGGUGGACGGGGUCUCUUAUCAGAAAGCCAUCUUCAUAUUUCUCAGCAAUGCUGGAGCAGAAAGAAUCACAGAUGUGGCUUUAGAUUUCUGGAGAAGUGGAAAGCAGAGGGAAGAAAUCAAGCUCAAAGACAUGGAGCAUGCCUUGUCUGUGUCAGUCUUCAAUAACAAGAACAGUGGCUUCUGGCACAGCAGCUUAAUUGACCGAAAUCUCAUUGAUUAUUUUGUUCCCUUCCUCCCCCUGGAAUACAAACACCUAAAAAUGUGCAUCAGAGUUGAAAUGCAGUCCCGAGGCUAUGAAGUUGAUGAGGACAUUGUAACCAGAGUGGCUGAAGAGAUGACAUUUUUCCCCAAAGAGGAGAGAGUUUUCUCAGAUAAAGGCUGCAAAACUGUGUUUACCAAGAUAGAUUACUACUACGAUGACUGAUAGCACAGAAAUCAUUGCUUAGCAUUGGAGAAGAACGAACACAAAACUCAAAUCCUUCCUACUCCUCCCCCUACUCCAUCCCCUGGAAGAGGAGUAAAAUGAAUUUUUCCUGUUCAACACAACAGGAAUUUUUCUGGGCAGUGUUUUCAUUCAGCAGAGUCUUGCAACCUUACAAACUGUUGACAUUGGAACAGCCUCCAGAGCCUUUAGAGGAGGGAGCCAGCUCCCAGCCCACUCAUACCAACGCUUAUGAUUUUUUUAAAAUCAUGUUUUAAUUACAAGUGUUUCUGUUUCAAGGAAGGACGAGUAAGUUUUACUGAAAAUGUGAUAACUUUAUUUAAAAUGGUUUUUAACGUUAUGAAAAACUCUUCGGACUCAAAUUGUUGAGUUUUUUGUUGUUGUUGUUAUUUUACAUUUCUAUCAUUAUAACAUACACUGUGAUAAGUUUUUACUGCAGAAACCCCAAGCACAAAGUUUAGAUGAUGGCCUUACUGGGGACAGAGGCUGUAGUAGUGACCAAAUCUGACACAAAGUGUGACUACAGCCACACUGCCAGGGGCAGCAAAGUGUCUAGAUAGAACAAAUAAGAAAGAGGAACUGAAACUCAAGGGUGCACAGGUACCUCCUAGGUGGAGUCUUGAAUGUCCUUUUGAAGGGUUUUAAUCUUAGUAACAUUAUGAACAGUGGGGAUAACCUGAGUAUCAUUGUGAACAGGCUGAAUGAAGGUUUAUUAGACCCAGUCUCCUUUCUUUUAAGAAGGCUAUUUCCAGCUUGUCACUUGCCAUUACUCAGGCCUUGCAAAAAGCCCUUUUCUAUUAUAUUAUCCAUUCCCAAAUGAGCCUCCGAUUGUCUCUACUUGAUUCUAAACUGUUGCAUGGCAAGUUCUGCCAUAUUUUUCAAAACCUUCCUCAUUUAUCACUAGAUUUUAUGUCCAAUCAGAGCCCUCAAAUCCUAAGAAAACUUAGUUGCCCCUCUUAAGGAUGCUAAGAAUAAUGUUUUUAUUUAUAAAUGCAAAUGACUACCAUUUCACAAUAAAGUUCUAUUUUAUAA